UCACAGCUCGCAAACUUCUGGAGCAAACAUGGUGAAGAUCAGUGUAGUGAAGACCAAACCGUACAGCGACCAAAAGCCAGGAACCAGCGGUCUGAGGAAGAGGGUGACAGUGUUCCAGCAGAACCAGCACUAUGCUGAGAACUUCAUCCAGAGCACUAUAUCAGUCAUCGAACCCUCGCACAGGCAAGAAGGUAUACUGGUGGUGGGAGGAGAUGGACGCUUCUUCAUGAAAGAUGCCAUUCAGCUCAUCGUGCAGAUCGCUGCGGCCAAUGGGAUUGGCCACCUGGUCAUCGGUCAGAAUGGAAUCAUGUCUACGCCCGCUGUGUCCUGUGUGAUCCGCAAAUUAAAAGCCAUCGGUGGGAUCAUUCUGACAGCCAGUCACAACCCUGGCGGCCCCAAUGGAGACUUUGGCAUCAAAUAUAACACCUCAAACGGAGGACCUGCACCAGAGGGGAUCACAAAUAAAAUUUUCGAGAUCAGCAAAAGCCUUCAGGAGUAUCGGAUCUGCCCAGAACUCAAGGUGGAUUUAUCCACUAUUGGCAAGCAGACAUUUGAGGUGGAAACGUUCAAACCCUUUACAGUGGAGAUCGUGGACUCAGUGGCGUCGUAUGCUGAGAUGCUCAGAGAUAUCUUCGACUUUGCUGCUCUGAAGGAGUUACUCUCUGGACCUAAUCACAUCAACGUGCGGUUAGACGCAAUGCAUGGAGUGGUGGGUCCCUACGUGAAGAAAAUUGUGUGUGAGGAGCUGGGUUCGCCUGCCAACUCUGCCGUUAACUGCGUGCCCUCUGAGGACUUCGGCGGGCACCACCCUGACCCUAACCUUACCUAUGCUGCUGACCUGGUCAACACCAUGAAGGGAGGUGAAUACGACUUCGGAGCAGCUUUUGACGGUGAUGGUGACCGUAACAUGAUUCUGGGUAAGCACGGGUUCUUCGUAAACCCCUCCGACUCUGUGGCGGUGAUUGGUGCCAACAUUACCUGCAUCCCGUACUUCAAGAAGACCGGCGUUAAAGGACUGGCACGCAGUAUGCCCACCAGUGGAGCCCUAGACAAUGUGGCCAAAGAACUGAAGAUGCAGCUGUAUGAAACACCUACAGGAUGGAAGUUCUUCGGGAACCUGAUGGAUGCUGGGAAACUGUCUCUGUGUGGAGAGGAGAGCUUUGGGACUGGUUCUGAUCAUAUCCGAGAGAAAGACGGCCUGUGGGCUGUUCUCGCCUGGCUGUCGAUUGUGGCCACCCGGAAGCAAAGCGUGGAGGACAUCCUGAAGGAGCACUGGCAAAAAUUUGGCAGGAACUUUUUUACAAGAUAUGAUUAUGAGGAGGUCGACUCAGAUGCAGCUAAUAAGAUGAUCGAUCAUCUGCAGAACACCAUGUUCGAUAAAGCCUUCGUUGGGCACAAGUUCUCUUCGGGUGAUAAAACCUAUCAGGUGGAGAAGGCUGAUAAUUUCGAGUACACAGACCCAGUGGAUGGAAGCGUCUCUAAGGGGCAAGGACUGAGGAUCAUCUUCAGCGACGGUUCGCGUAUCAUCUUCCGUCUCAGCGGGACGGGCAGCGCUGGUGCCACCAUCAGGCUUUACAUAGACAGCUAUGAGAAGGACCCUCAGAAGAUCUAUCAAGACCCUCAGGUCAUGUUGGCGCCGCUGGUGGACAUCGCUCUGAAGAUCUCUCAGCUGCAGGAGAAAACUGGCCGCACUGGCCCGACUGUCAUUACAUAAUCCCUCCACAUCGGUCUCUCGCCCUGGAUCCAGAACACGCCCGGUUCACUCGCCCAGCCAGCAGUGCCCUGCGUCAUUUCUCAUUGUAGCGUUUUCCAUUCGGUUCUCGUGUCUGGUGUGUGUCUGGCAUUUGUCUUCUCUGUGUUCUGAAGUGCAAUAAAAGUCUGUAAAGGUUUACUGUGAAUAUGUGGCUAAACCGCAGUACAGCACAGUAUUAUGCACUUACUGUAUGUUAGAAUGUAAUAGUGCGGAGUCUCUAUUAAAAACGCCUACUGUUCA
Molecule: messenger RNA, 1993 nt
Organism: Trichomycterus rosablanca
Lineage: Eukaryota; Metazoa; Chordata; Actinopteri; Siluriformes; Trichomycteridae
Gene: pgm1
Product: phosphoglucomutase 1
Exons: 11
Coding region: 29-1714 (561 amino acids)
Biological process (GO): carbohydrate metabolic process
Cellular component (GO): cytosol
Molecular function (GO): phosphoglucomutase activity; magnesium ion binding
Source: RefSeq, a predicted model, not a curated record